GGAAAAUCGCAUUGAUAAACAGUCAGUUUACUGUGAGAUAUCAACAAGAUGGAUGCCAAUAAUACAACAGACUGGCGCGAUAACAAAGGUUUACCUGAAUGUAUGAUGUAUAUGCUACAGAAAGAGAUCAUGUGUGACGUCACGUUUAGAGUAGGAGAUGAUAGAACUCCUAUCAAAGCACACAAGUAUAUGCUGUCUAGCCGGAGUGACGUCUUCCAUACCAUGUUUGAAGGGUCUCUACCAGAAAAGGGGGAUAUAACGUUACCCGAUGUUGAUGAAGAUACCUUUCGAGAUAUUUUAAAAUACUUCUAUAGCGAUGACAUCACAAUAACAAAUAACAAUGUGAAAGAGAUGUUGUAUGCUGCUGACAAGUAUAUGUUAGCUGCUGUUAAGAGAGAAUGUGAGACAGUUCUUAAAAAAACGGCACAAUCAGAGCAUGCGACAAAAACAUUACAAACAGCAUACCAAUACCAUCUGUCAGAUCUCCAAAACGAUAGCUUAGACUAUAUAGAGACGAAUACAAAGGCAUGCCUUCUGUCAGAACAUGCGGUAAACCUUUCCAAAGAUUGCUUGGAGAUGGUGUUGAAAUCAGAUUAUUUAGACUGCACUGAAACAGACAUAUGUCAAUUUAUUUUAAAAUGGGGUAAACACCAGUGUGAGCUUGCCAAGUUAGAGCCUUCUGGUGGAAAUAUCAGAGAAGCUCUUGGAAGUGUCCUGUUUCUGGUACGAUUCCCAAAUGUUGAAAUGAAAUUCUUUUCUGAAGCUGUUGCCAGCUCUUGUUUACUGACGAGUGACGAAAUGGUAUCCAUUUAUCAAUCUCAUUUCGGUGUAAAAUCAAAAGCCUUUCCAAGUAGUUUGAGAGCUCCUGUAUUCACACGACAAACCUAUAGCAUCAAUCGAUAUGGACAGAUUACCGGACCAAUGGGAUCGUCGGGAAAUCAGUCUCUCAUUUUUCUUUCAGAUAAAGAUAUUUGGCUCAAAGGAGUUGUAAUUGUUCUUCCUUAUGUUCAACCAGCACAAUAUGGGUACCAACAAAACCAGUUUGCAAUAAGUAUAAGCAUACGAAUAAUGAACGAUUCAAACGAGGAAAAGAUUCACGAAACCAAAAAAACAAUCGUUGGACCAAAUAUUGCCCAAAUUUGGCAGAUGAACUUUACAAAACCAGUUCGUGUCUAUUCCAUGAGAGAUUACAUAAUUGAAAUGGACGACAUUGGACGUCAGACUAAUUAUGGUACAAACUGUAAAGAGUCUGUCACAGACCAGCAAUCUGGAGUGACUAUAAAGUUUAAGAACUCUCAAGUCAGUGGUGCUGGAACUAACAUUAAUCAAGGACAAUUUGUAGGGCUUUCUUUUAGUGUGUAAAGUGAUUUUUGAAAUUUCAAACAACAAUCAACUAUUUAUGUUUAAUUUUUUUUUCUUCAAAUAAUUCAGGAAAAGUAUAAACGUCCCUUUAGUAUUCUUUUAUUCUUAUGCGUAUAAAUUAUAAUGGUUU
Molecule: messenger RNA, 1492 nt
Organism: Mytilus trossulus (common blue mussel)
Lineage: Eukaryota; Metazoa; Mollusca; Bivalvia; Mytilida; Mytilidae
Product: BTB/POZ domain-containing protein 2-like
Exons: 3
Coding region: 49-1362 (437 amino acids)
Biological process (GO): neurogenesis
Cellular component (GO): cytosol
Molecular function (GO): protein binding
Source: RefSeq, a predicted model, not a curated record